GUUACGUUGUGGCGGCGCUGGAGUAUGUGAAUGGAGCAGCUGGAGCAAGUGAAUAGACAAAUAGGAGCAGUAGGGAGAAGCGCGCCGCAAGCCACACUGUAUCCCAAGCUGCCCCGCUACAGCCUGCAAUGCUCAGCAUCUCCUCUCAGCUCUUCCCCAGCACGGUAGACAACAUGGCUGACAGGCAGUGCAGUGUCCUCUCCCCCUGGAACACCAGCGCCCCUGAGAAAAAGGAUUUCGAAGCAGUGGAGGCCCUCAUGUUCAUGAGCAGGAACUCCGAGCCCAGGCAUUACACCGAUCUGAGACCAAUGACUCCGACAUCCGAUCUGUCGGAGAGUGAGGACAGCAUGCUACCAAGCGCACACGAUUUCACUAGCAUCCCGGCCUUUUGCCUGACACCACCAUACAGCCCUUCAGAAUGCGAGAUGGCCCACUCGCCUGGCUUGCAUCGUUUAUCACCAGCACCAAUCACUCCUGGUUCACAAACUAGUGCUGUGCUGAAGUCCGUGGAUGUUAAAUACCCUGAAAUGCAGCAGAAAGCCCACGUGACAAGUGUAAUUCGUCACACAGCCGAUGCGCUGCACUUUAAGCAGCAUCCAGCCAUGCCAAAUAAAUGCAGUGAUGAUCCUGGAAACAAAUUUGUUCCGCACAGAGAAGAAUCCUGGAAGAAAAAUGUCCCUAGUGCAGUGGUGCAGCCAAUGCCAAUUUCAAGCACAGAACAAAUCAAAACUGAAAUGCAAAGGGUGCAUUCAUUCCAACCAGCCUUAAACAGUGGCUAUACAACAGCAAUAGCUUGCAAUCCCCAAACCUCGUCUCUGGAUACCUGUCCACCAGUACCAGCGCAGAAUACUCCACUGCUAGUAUCCACCUCAGUACCAGCAAAUUGUGUACCACAGAUGCCAGUCCUGUGCCAAAUGGUGCCAUUUGCUCAAAGCAAACCCGUAGUGACAACCAUGAUUGCAAAUUCUCCACCUUCCCAGUCCCCUGCAGUAAUGCAACCUCUGUUUUAUAUGGGAGGUCAAGUUCCCAAAGGAACUGUUAUGUUUGUAAUGCCGCAGCCUGUUUUGCAGAACACAAAAACUCUCCUUCCCAGUGGCACCAAACUCUCGCUGAUCGCACCUGCGCCUGGAAUACCAUCUUCUGAAACAAAGGCCCCCAUGAACACUGACACUUCGCGAAUCAGAAGUCAUGUCUGCACUCAGCCUGGGUGUGGGAAGACCUACUUCAAGAGCUCCCACUUGAAGGCGCAUAUGAGAACUCACACAGGCGAAAAACCCUUCAGCUGCAGUUGGGAAGGCUGUGAAAGGAAAUUUGCCCGCUCUGAUGAACUCUCUCGUCAUCGCAGAACGCACACCGGAGAGAAGAAAUUUGCCUGUCCUAAGUGUGACAGACGUUUCAUGCGCAGUGACCAUCUGACCAAGCAUGCGCGGCGUCACCUCUCAACCAAAAAGCUCCCCACUUGGCAGAUGGAAGUAAGCAGGCUGAGCGAUAUGGCCGUUCCGCAGGCCUCGACUCCUGUCCAGUGAAACAAAACGCAAAGCAAAUGGCAACUUUAUUUGCGUAUGUAGGUGGUCAGAACCUUGGUGUUCUGUCACUAAUGCUCCACAGUGGCUGAGAGUGUAGUUAUAAUUGAAUUUCCCACAAGGGAAUGCAGGCAGUGAUGAAUACAGCAGCACGUCCAUUCUGUGUUUGGCAUGGACUUGUUUGCUUAAAUGUUUAUUGCACUGAAACAAUGAGAAGAUUGCAGGGUUUGCGUAAGGAGGUUAGUUAAACAGUGCGGUAAGAUGGUCCUGAUGAUGUGUUUUGUGACUGGACGUCUCAGUGGCAGUGUUAGAUGCUGAGUCUUCCUAGUGGGUGAUAAUGGAACCCUUGGUUUUCAACGAAUGCUUAAAAGUUAGUGUGAUAUGCAAGGAAAGAGAAAUGGGGUAUGUGCAUCUUAUACUGAAAAGCAAUAUGAACAGAUAAUUUCAAGUUUUAUAUUGAAUAUGAAUAAACUCUUUACAUAGCUCAUUAUGUUAUUGUACCUUUUAGUGUUAUAAAUAAUAACAAUGCUACCUGCCUUUUAUUUGUGUUAGAUUGAUAAUUCCUCAAAGUUAAACAGGGGCUGGAAAGAGAAAUAUGUAACUGAUAACAUUCUUUUAUCAACAACAACAAAAAAAAGUUAUCUGUAUUACAGGGUUUAUUGGUUCUUUCUCAGGACUUGACACAUAUCACUUUUGAAACUAUUGUUUAUCUGUUAAAAAGAGUAAAUUUGCUUCUCUUAAGGGUUUUGUCACACGGGGAGAUCAAGAGGACUUUUCCCGAAUGGAAACAUUCAUAAAGACAUAUGCCCAUAUGUGACAUAAGCCCAGAGGUGUUUGCACAGCUUUAACGUGUCAGGUAGUGCAAGAGCUGGGUUUUCCUUUGUGAAGUUACCUAAAGUGCUGAUUCACACUAGUGAUCACUAUUGCCAAUGGAGUAUUCUUGUAAACAACCAACAUUUUGUUUGGACUGAGUUUGGGUUUCCUUGUAGCUUAUUCCACUAGCUUGAUGGGUGGGGACAGGAAUUUUAAACAUUUCUAAGUACUUCCUGCAGAGUGGUCUAGUGAACAUAUGCCUUGCAGUCUCUUAUCCUUCAAGGCAGAUGCCAUAUGAAGCAGAUUGCCUGAAUGACAGAAAAGUUGUAGCUGGCUGCAGCUGACUGUUCCAUUUGUAGGUGGUCUUCUGAAUUACUAGCCAUGAGAGGUGAUCCUGAUUGCCAGUGUGAAUAAGUACUUUGUUUACUGGAGAAAGCCCAGUAUGUUCAAAAACAACAAAAAAAUAAAUGUAUAUUGUCAUUCCAUGCAUGAGCCUAAUAUGUUUUUAAUAUGCACUUAUGCCUCAAUUUGCAAUCUGUAAUUUCAAUAGAAAAAAAAAAGUGGUUCUGUAAAGUGACAGGCAACGCAGUUUUCUUCUGUCCCAUUCUCUGCCUGAUUACUGCUGAGUUCUGUUCAUUUAGAAGCACGAAACAAUUGCAGCACUUGUGCACAUUGUGUGAUAUACUGUGCCAGGCAUUGUCAUAGAAUGUAACGUAGCAAAACAAGGGUUUGUGCGAUCGCAGAUAUUCACCAGACUUCAAUAUCGCUGUCUUCUUAUUGGUAAUGAGGCACAGUGAAUAUUAGCUGAUCUUGAUAAAUUCAGUGCUGGGUACUUGGUUCCAAAAAGAAAAUUAUUUUUGGAGGUUCUACCUGCACAGUAUACCCAGACUGGAGCUAUGUGUGGCAAUAAUAUAAAUAUAUAUUCUGCAGUCAUAUGUAUAUCAUUUCUUUUCCUGUGAAUGAAUGAACCCAUUUCAUUUUGAGCACAUCAGUUUAUUUUAUUUGUCAGCUUUAAUUGCAUUCAUCGUUGUGGUGAAUGUGAGCACAUUGGCUACAUUUAAUGUUGACCAUUAAUGUACAUGAAGAGGCAUUUUUGUGACUACUUUGUAUAUGUAUUUGCACAGUAUUUCUUUUGUUGUCGUUUAUACCUGUUCAAAAAUAAACUUUUUUUUUUAUCACUUUA
Molecule: messenger RNA, 3519 nt
Organism: Xenopus tropicalis (tropical clawed frog)
Lineage: Eukaryota; Metazoa; Chordata; Amphibia; Anura; Pipidae
Gene: klf10
Product: KLF transcription factor 10
Exons: 4
Coding region: 129-1526 (465 amino acids)
Cellular component (GO): nucleus
Source: RefSeq, a predicted model, not a curated record